AUGGCUUCAAGUGAGACCCACUCCGCAUCAACUACGUUAGAUGAUAUAAUUAACGAGCUAAAACUCACUUAUGAUUCGUCUGUUGGUUUGUUAGAUGGUGACUCUAUAAGGAGUGUUCCUAGUGUAAAUAUAUUAUUGAAUUUGAGUAAGCUUUUGAAUAAACUUUCCAAAGAUUUGGUUGAAGUCGAGCAAACUGAUUCUGAUAUUUUAAAGAAAAUAAGCAAAAACCUCGGAUUAAGUGAAACUGAUGACGAUAAAAUCAAUGAAGAAGAAGACAUAGACGAUAAACAUCAAACUUCUCAAAGUGAUCGCGUACGUACGUCAAGUCAAAAUGCAGUUGAUGAAGAUGACGAGGCAGUUACUUUAUCAAAGAGGCGAAAACUUAAUACUCUGGUAAAAAUCAAAGAAGAAGAGGAAUAUGAAAACGGAGACGAUGACAAAAUUAAACGGGAUGAAGAGACAAUGAAUGAUGAAAUUCAAAAACCAGAUGUCCCUGAUGAGCUAGUGAAUUCGAAGGAUGAUCCCACACCUCCAGUACAAUUAGGUUCAUAUACUCAAAAUAAUGAUACCAGACUAAAAAACCCAAAGUCUGAGUUCGUAACGUCCCAAACAUUACCGGCGGAAGCUAUUGCAGAAUUAGGAUUGUUUUCAGAAGAUAACAAUGGUUUGGAAACUCACGGAAAAGAGUAUCUUAAAAAAAAAUAUGGAGUUGCUUCGUAUCCAGAGCGUGAUCUAUUGGAUAUGUUACCAGGUAGAAUUCCUGAUACCGAUUUUUCAAAAAACAAACCGCCAACAAAUCAAGUUCAAUUCACCACUUAUCAAUCAUACAUUGAAUCAUUUUUUAGACUCUUUCUGAAUGACGAUAUAAAAUUUUUAAAUGAAAAAAAUGUGAUUCCACCAGGACUUGAUAAACAGAGUUAUGACCCUAAUGUUACACCGUAUAUCACUCCUAAAUUAGGACCUUUCUACGCUGAUGUAUGGGCAGAAGAAGAUGCAAGUUUGGGAUCAAAGUUGAACUCGCCAGCUUUCCAACAACCUUCAGUAGAUUCAUUCAAACCUAAAGGUUCGAUAGAUGACUUGGAUGAUAAUAAUCUCUAUACGGAAGAAGUUUCUUGCGGACCACUCUCUAAUCGAUUGUUAUCUGCGAUUUUGAGUACUCAUGAAGGUCGUUCCGUAGAUGAAGAAGAAGAAAAUAAUGAGGAAGAAAACCCUUUCGAGGAAGACGUUGCUACCCAAUUAAAUACUGGCGAGGAUUAUAAAUUAACGACGGAGGUAAGUGACUUUCACUCUAUUGAAGAAAGACUUAAAAGAGAAUUGAAAUACAUAGGAAUCUUUAUGAAUUUACCAAAUUCUGAGGAAGAAGCUAAAAGUAAACUUCAAAUUAAUGGCCGUUCAAUAAAAAAGACAGAUGGUAGUAUUAUAGAUUCAGAUGAUUGGAUUAAGAAUAAGGAAGAUGAUGAAGUAUGUGCUGAGAUCAGGUCAUUGCAGAAAGAGUUGAAAGAAGCUUCUGUUAGAAACAGGAAGAAUAAAAAGAAAUUAAUUCCAAUAAUAGAGGAACAAAUUGCAUGGCAAGAAUAUUGUACUAUAUUAGAUGACUUAGAUAAACAAGUCGAUCAAGCAUACAUGAAAAGACUUAAAGCUAAAAACAAGAAAAAGAAAACGGAAACUGCAACUCCACAACAGCAAGCAGUAAACAGUGGUUUAAGAGCAUUAUUGGAUAAAAGAAAAAGAUGGAUUGAUAAUAUAGGAAGGCUUUUUAAAUCACCGGAGAUAAUGAAAAGAGUUCCGAAUGAAUCUGUAUUGCAAGGAGAGAGCGAAAUUGAAGAAGAAGGAGAUGACGAAGAAAAUGUUGAUGCUGAAGAAGCAAUAAUACAGAAAUAA
Molecule: messenger RNA, 1881 nt
Organism: Debaryomyces fabryi
Lineage: Eukaryota; Fungi; Ascomycota; Pichiomycetes; Serinales; Debaryomycetaceae
Gene: NGG1
Product: histone acetyltransferase
Exons: 1
Coding region: 1-1881 (626 amino acids)
Biological process (GO): regulation of transcription by RNA polymerase II
Cellular component (GO): SAGA complex
Molecular function (GO): transcription coactivator activity
Source: RefSeq, a predicted model, not a curated record